GUGCAAAACGAGCGACCACACCGGUUCGGUAAGCUGUGGCAUCAUCGGAAGGCACGACGGAAGGUGAGAAUACUGAAGGCAUAGCAGAAAAAGACUCUAUACCCUUAGGAGGAAAAAUAAAUAGAAGAAGAGUGCGAGCGAUAUGGCGGCCGCAAACGCCAUCCUCAAAAUGGCGGAGCAGGAUGGUGCAGGAUUCGAGGCUUUUCUCCCAGAACGGAAGAAAAUGAGGAAAGGCGUAAUCACCGAAUGGGAAGACUCGAUAGAAGACUUGGAAGAUUUCGUAAUGCCAGGGCAAGGCGAAUUUAAAUUUGAAAGAAUGAAAAAAAAAGUAGUUAAGGAUGGUAAAAGUGCUUGGACUGAGGGGGUGGCGAUAUUAGUUACAGUGAAAGGGGACCGUCUGCCAACGGAUUUGAAAAUUGGCGCGGGCCAUGUAGCCCUACGUAUUUUCCCAUAUGUAGAGCAGGUAAAACAAUGUUACAAGUAUUUUGCUUACGGCCAUGUGCAAAUGCAAUGCAGAAGUUUGAAAAAGUGCCUUGUGUGCUUGGGAAGGGAGCAUGGUACGUGUGAUAAGACCCCAGUAUGUCUGAACUGUGGGGGCAACCAUACAUCCCUGUCUAAGACUUGUUGGGUUCAUCAGAGGGAGAAGUUAAUUAGAAAGGUUAUGGCUUAUAAGAAUGUUGCUUACGCAACAGCUAAGAGUAUAGUAGCAAGUCAGUUGGGGGAAAAUUGGGACGAGGAAGACAUUGGAAGGGACGGAGGCAGCAGAGAUUACCCCAUGCUGCCAACGAGAAGAACCGAGUGGUGGGAGGUAAAGGAAGUGCCCAUGGAGAACGAGCUGGAAUUGCUGAGGGAGGCUAAGAAGAAGGUGGAAGGAGGAAGAGUGGGAAUAAGAAGAUGGGAAAGCUUCUCCGAGAACGUGAGAAGGAGCCAGGCAGGAGGAAGGAGCAGGGGCAGGGGAAGGCUGAGACAGGAAGAGUAUGCCGUAGAGGAUAGGCUGCCCCGUGCCCAUGGUGUAACAAUGAAUGUGUCAAACAUGUUUGACCCCCUACAACAAGAAGAAGAUGGGACUGCACCGGAGGAAGCGGAGUACGUGUUUGGGGAAGGGCUCCCGGUGGAACGCGCCAUCAAGAAAAUGAGUAAGAUGGAACAGCGUGCCCAAAAAAGGAUCAUCGGGCAAUUGGAAAAGAAAAGGGACGAAGAGUUCUUGUCAGACCUGAUGAAGUUGAUAAAGGAAAAGGGGUACGAACAGGAAGUUGAAAAAAUGUUGAACGAUAAUAAAAGAGAAGAUCAGAUGACAGAGGAAGAGGAAUACGCGUAUUGGAAUACCACCAGGCAUAGGCCCAAUUGGGAUGUUCCCAUCCCGGAGAAGACGAGGGAAAAGCUGAGAAGGAGAAAGGAGAGAUACGAAGCUCAGAAAGCGGCAAAGGAGGCGCAGGAGCAAGCACUGGAGGACAUAGCGGUUCGAGCCCACCAGCAGUAUGGAUGGACAAAAGAAAGGGCAAACCAAGAAGAUGAUUAUAGAAGAGGAAGGUUAGAAGACCUUAUGAGAAGGAUCGAGGGGAGAAUAUGUGGAAACAAAGAGGACUCUAAUGACGAUCAAAGUUAUGGACAAUAAGGAAUGGUUGAGUGUGGUUUGUGGACGUAUGUUAGGUUUUUAUGUGAAAGCCAUGCGGGGCUUAGGUUUAUUUGUAGGUCUAGUUAUGUUAUUAAUAAUUAGUAUAGUUUUGGUUAUAUUAGCUAUCUUUUGUAAAAGAUAUUUUUCCACAUGGUAUUGCGAUUGGCUGUUUUCGAGAGCAUACGAGCCAAUUUUUGUGUUCCGUUGGGAUGAGUGGUCAUAUGGUUUGAGUCUUUUGACUAUUGUUGCGUUUACAGGUGAAAGAAGCUUAAGUAUGGAAAAAGGCCAAGAAUGGGUUAAGUAUUGUAGAAAAAGCAGGCUGUGUGAAGACGAGGGCUUGCCUCGGAUAGUAUCGCUGCUUGAUCACAUAGAAACGAUAUGGAAAGGUAUUACUAGUUUGUACAAUUUAAUUGAUUUUAUGGAUAUGUGUACAUGGGACCCCUUUAAGGGGCGGAGAUCUGUUGAGGGGAAACCCCACUUUAAGAGUAGACUAUGUGAUUUUGGCUUGAGUAACAUAAAGAUUAAAAGUGUAUUUUCUUGUA
Molecule: messenger RNA, 2157 nt
Organism: Osmia lignaria (orchard mason bee)
Lineage: Eukaryota; Metazoa; Arthropoda; Insecta; Hymenoptera; Megachilidae
Source: RefSeq, a predicted model, not a curated record